This is a messenger RNA of Calliphora vicina (urban bluebottle blowfly), 2272 nucleotides long. RefSeq lists its product as uncharacterized. The coding region runs from base 1 to 2271 and encodes 756 amino acids. Gene Ontology annotation, molecular function: protein binding. The record is from RefSeq and is a predicted model, not a curated record. Lineage: Eukaryota; Metazoa; Arthropoda; Insecta; Diptera; Calliphoridae. Gene Ontology annotation, cellular component: extracellular matrix. The transcript has 4 exons.
AUGCUUAACAAGCAUUUUAUAUUUUUUUGUUUAUUUAAUAUUUCUCUAAAUGUUGGCGGUUUAACGGGAGUGGAGGUUUUAACGCCGGCCAAUGGUUUAAAACUUUUAAAAAAUGUCAUCAAACUAACGGAUACACUCUUAGAAGUCACCCCCUAUAUUAAUAUAACCAUCGCUGGAAUACCUCCAAAUUGUGUGCAAAUGCUGUGUAAGUUUGUCUGUUUCAAUGGCAAAUCCAACGAAAUUGAUAAAGACAUUCUUAUGGUGUCCGAGAAAAAUAACUAUUUCUGUUCAACCAUAGAUGAACUACGUCUCUAUAAUUAUGAAUUUCCCAAUAAUAUAAUUUCUUAUGGCUUUCUGGGCAACUAUAGUGACAAAAUCAUAACCCUAUAUCUGGCUUCAGCCAACAUAACAGACAUUGAGGCAGGUGCCUUUGCCAAGGGCAGAUUCAAAGAAAUUUACUUUGAAAAUCUGCAUCUUAAAGAAUUGAAAAAGGAUUUCUUUCAGAAUAUAUCCUCGGAUUUUAGUGCCUUAUCGGUGACACAAAAAGAAACGCCACUACAAUCGGUACAUGCGGAUUUUCUGUGUUAUGUCAAGUAUCAAAUUAAAUAUUUAACGCUGCAGGCGGGUAUGCCAAGUGUACGUAAUUUGACGGGAGGCGAUUAUAUAUUAAAUAAUUUGGUGUAUGUGGAUUUUAGUUACAAUAAUUUGGGCAAGCAUCUGGAGUAUACGGCAUUUGGUAAAGUGUCCAUGGUUGAGCAUAUGGAUUUAUCACAUUGCAAUUUAGAAGCUUUGCCAGCAUAUAUAUUUUCCGAUUUCACCUCGACUUUGGAGUAUUUGGAUUUGUCGUAUAAUAAAUUGUUAACGAUUAGUCGUACGAUAUUUGGCUGGAAGGAAGUACCCAGGGAUUUGAAAAUAUAUGCCAACGAUAAUGAAUGGGAUUGUACGUGCGAUUUACAAAAGGAAUUGAAAGCUAUUUUUAUGUACUACAGAACGAGCUUAUUGUGCUCGCAGCCAGAGUGGUAUAAAGAUUGGUCGGCAUUCGAUGAUGAAAUAUGUGGCGUGAGUUCUUUAGAGCCAUUUGCACCUACAGACUCCAUAAAUGAAACAACCACAGCUGGCUAUAUACAUGGCAACAAUGGAAUGCCUACCCUAGCGGACAAUGAAAGACCCUUUAUUAAAGAUACAACAGAAUCUGUUCUAACUACUUCUGCACACUAUAUUGAAAAUCCAAUUUUCAUAACUAAAGAUGAUUUAAUGAAGCUGGAUUGCUCAGCCAGUCACUCAAAUAUCAGUGAACGCAUUACACAGCCCAUGAAAUGGCCCUUAAUAUUAUUUGAUGUUACACCUCAGGAGAAUUUGCGCGUUAAUGUGGUAGUAGCUUCUCCCGCAACUCUUGAUGACUCCUUUGGUCUUAUUUGGUUUAGCAAGGUCACCACCCAGUAUUACAAAAUGGAAGUAAAUUACAAUGAAUAUGGUUUAGGCUGCUACAAUGCCAUUUCCUUUGUCACCACAGUAGAUGAUCUGGUGCCGAAUACCGCUUACACCUUCUGUGUGGUGCAUAAGAAUCAGGUGACAACCUCUCCUUUCAGUUGCAAGUCCACACAUGUGAGUGGUAAUCUGGCGGUACAAUAUAGUGCCUGGCUGACGCAAGACAUGAGAGUGACCGGUUUGUCUUUAGUUAUCUUUGGCAUCAUCAUGUUUUCAUUUGCGGGCAUCUUAAUGAUUUAUUUGCUUUUGAAACGCAAACCCAUUUUACUAAAAGGCAGCAAGAGAGUAACCACCAUGCAUGCAAAUAGUGGUGAUAUUGUGGUAUUGCCAAAGGACAACUCUGUGCAAUCUAUUAAGGAGAAAGAGGAAAAGUUAGCUAGACGUGGUCCCUUUUCCUGUUCCCAAAUACGUCGCAAAUCCAACGAAAGUGUGGCCAGUUAUCAAAGUUAUAUCAACACCAACUUGUAUGAAAUUAUACCAGCAUAUAGCAAAUUAAACAACCCUAACACCUGUACUUCAACUACAACGGAGGAAAAUAGUGUCCAAGAUAUGAAUAAUCAAGACACCGAGAGCUGCUAUCUAACACCUCUGCAAACAGUCUGUAGUUCGGCAAAUCUUGUCAAGUAUGCCGAAAUACCUUAUCGUGCUAAACGCAUGUCCAACGAUGCUCUGCCCGAUGUGCCAGCCGAUCAACCACCACCCUCUUUGGACCUUAAUGAGACAUUAGAUAAACCGGAAUAUGCGCAAGUGGGCACAUUUUACGCAUUAGAUAGUCAAGUGUAGA